AUGUUUCGUGAAGAUGAGUUAGCAUCAGCCUCUGCGACUGGAAACACCGAGCGUGUUGGAAUUUUACUACAAACUGGAACUGAUGUCAAUGCUGUGAAUAGGUUUGGACGAACGCCACUUCAGGUGAUGAUGAUGGGGAGUACAGCUGUCGCACGCUUAUUACUCGAACAUGGGGCGAACCCCAAUGUUUCUGACAGCCACACCGGUGCUACACCCCUCCAUGACGCCGCAAGAGGGGGGUUUCUUGAGACGGUGGCCAUCCUAAUCCAGUACCAAGCCGACGUCAAUGCCAGGGACUAUAAUGACCGUCGACCCAUUGAUUUGGCCAGGACAAAUGGCCACCUGGACGUUGUUGCUUUUCUGGAAUCUUUGUAA
Megalops cyprinoides (Indo-Pacific tarpon) is the source of this 375-nucleotide messenger RNA. RefSeq names its product cyclin-dependent kinase 4 inhibitor B-like. The record is from RefSeq and is a predicted model, not a curated record. NCBI's taxonomy places the organism in Eukaryota, Metazoa, Chordata, Actinopteri, Elopiformes, Megalopidae. Bases 1 to 375 code for a protein of 124 amino acids. The transcript has 2 exons. Gene Ontology annotation, biological process: negative regulation of cell population proliferation; regulation of cyclin-dependent protein serine/threonine kinase activity. Gene Ontology annotation, molecular function: cyclin-dependent protein serine/threonine kinase inhibitor activity; protein kinase binding. Gene Ontology annotation, cellular component: nucleus.